GGUCUUAUGAGACCAUCUAGAUGGUCUUUGGAGGUCUAUUUGCUUACCUAUGGUCUUAUGAGACCAUCUAGAUGGUCUUUGGAGGUCUCUUUGCUUACCUAUGGUCUUAUGAGAUCAUCUAGAUGGUCUUUGGAGGUCUCUUUGCUUACCUAUGGUCUUAUGAGACCAUCUAGAUGGUCUUUGGCGGUCUCUUUGCUUACCUAUGGUCUUAUGAGACCAUCUAGAUGGUCUUUGGAGGUCUCUUUGCUUACCUAUGGUCUUAUGAGAUCUUCUAGAUUUUCUUUGGCGGUCUCUUUGCUUACCUAUGGUCUUAUGAGACCAUCUAGAUGGUCUUUGGAGGUCUCUUUGCUUACCUAUGGUCUUAUGAGAUCAUCUAGAUUUUCUUUGGUGGUCUCUUUGCUUACCUAUGGUCUUAUGAGACCAUCUAGAUGUUCUUUGGCGGGCUCUUUGCUUACCUAUGGUCUUAUGAGAUCAUCUAGAUGUUCUUUGGCGGUCUCUUUGCUUACCUAUGGUCUUAUGAGACCAUCUAGAUGUUCUUUGGCGGUCUCUUUGCUUACCUAUUGUCUUAUGAGAUCAUCUAGAUGUUCUUUGGCGGUCUCUUUGCUUACCUAUGGUCUUAUGAGACCAUCUAGAUGUUCUUUGGCGGUCUCUUUGCUUACCUAUGGUCUUAUGAGACCAUCUAGAUGGUCUUUGGAGGUCUCUUUGCUUACCUAUGGUCUUAUGAGAUCAUCUAGAUGUUCUUUGGCGGUCUCUUUGCUUACCUAUGGUCUUAUGAGACCAUCUAGAUGGUCUUUGGAGGUCUCUUUGCUUACCUAUGGUCUUAUGAGAUCAUCUAGAUGUUCUUUGGUGGUCUCUUUGCUUACCUAUGGUCUUAUGAGACCAUCUAGAUGGUCUUUGGAGGUCUCUUUGCUUACCUAUGGUCUUAUGAGAUCAUCUAGAUGUUCUUUGGCAGUCUCUUUGCUUACCUAUGGUCUUAUGAGACCAUCUAGAUGGUCUUUGGAGGUCUCUUUGCUUACCUAUGGUCUUAUGAGACCAUCUAGAUGGUCUUUGGAGGUCUCUUUGCUUACCUAUGGUCUUAUGAGAUCAUCUAGAUGUUCUUUGGCGGUCUCUUUGCUUACCUAUGGUCUUAUGAGACCAUCUAGAUGGUCUUUGGAGGUCUCUUUGCUUACCUAUGGUCUUAUGAGAUCAUCUAGAUUUUCUUUGGUGGUCUCUUUGCUUACCUAUGGUCUUAUGAGACCAUCUAGAUGGUCUUUGGAGGUCUCUUUGCUUACCUAUGGUCUUAUGAGACCAUCUAGAUGGUCUUUGGAGGUCUCUUUGCUUACCUAUGGUCUUAUGAGAUCAUCUAGAUGGUCUUUGGAGGUCUCUUUGCUUACCUAUGGUCUUAUGAGAUCUUCUAGAUGUUCUUUGGCAGUCUCUUUGCUUACCUAUGGUCUUAUGAGACCAUCUAGAUGGUCUUUGGAGGUCUCUUUGCUUACCUAUGGUCUUAUGAGACCAUCUAGAUGGUCUUUGGAGGUCUCUUUGCUUACCUAUGGUCUUAUGAGAUCUUCUAGAUGUUCUUUGGCGGUCUCUUUGCUUACCUAUGGUCUUAUGAGACCAUCUAGAUGGUCUUUGGAGGUCUCUUUGCUUACCUAUGGUCUUAUGAGACCAUCUAGAUGGUCUUUGGAGGUCUCUUUGCUUACCUAUGGUCUUAUGAGAUCUUCUAGAUGUUCUUUGGCGGUCUCUUUGCUUACCUAUGGUCUUAUGAGACCAUCUAGAUGGUCUUUGGAGGUCUCUUUGCUUACCUAUGGUCUUAUGAGACCAUCUAGAUGUUCUUUGGCGGUCUCUUUGCUUACCUAUGGUCUUAUGAGAUCAUCUAGAUGUUCUUUGGCGGUCUCUUUGCUUACCUAUGGUCUUAUGAGACCAUCUAGAUGGUCUUUGGAGGUCUCUUUGCUUACCUAUGGUCUUAUGAGAUCAUCUAGAUGUUCUUUGGUGGUCUCUUUGCUUACCUAUGGUCUUAUGAGACCAUCUAGAUGGUCUUUGGAGGUCUCUUUGCUUACCUAUGGUCUUAUGAGAUCAUCUAGAUGUUCUUUGGCAGUCUCUUUGCUUACCUAUGGUCUUAUGAGACCAUCUAGAUGGUCUUUGGAGGUCUCUUUGCUUACCUAUGGUCUUAUGAGACCAUCUAGAUGGUCUUUGGAGGUCUCUUUGCUUACCUAUGGUCUUAUGAGAUCAUCUAGAUGUUCUUUGGUGGUCUCUUUGCUUACCUAUGGUCUUAUGAGAUCAUCUAGAUGGUCUUUGGCGGUCUCUUUGCUUACCUAUGGUCUUAUGAGACCAUCUAGAUGGUCUUUGGAGGUCUCUUUGCUUACCUAUUGUCUUAUGAGACCAUCUAGAUGGUCUUUGGCGGUCUCUUUGCUUACCUAUGGUCUUAUGAGACCAUCUAGAUGGUCUUUGGCGGUCUCUUUGCUUACCUAUGGUCUUAUGAGACCAUCUAGAUGGUCUUUGGAGGUCUCUUUGCUUACCUAUGGUCUUAUGAGAUCAUCUAGAUGUUCUUUGGUGGUCUCUUUGCUUACCUAUGGUCUUAUGAGACCAUCUAGAUGGUCUUUGGAGGUCUCUUUGCUUACCUAUGGUCUUAUGAGAUCUUCUAGAUGUUCUUUGGCGGUCUCUUUGCUUACCUAUGGUCUUAUGAGACCAUCUAGAUUGUCUUUGGAGGUCUCUUUGCUUACCUAUGGUCUUAUGAGAUCAUCUAGAUGUUCUUUGGCGGGCUCUUUGCUUACCUAUGGUCUUAUGAGACCAUCUAGAUUGUCUUUGGUGGUCUCUUUGCUUACCUAUGGUCUUAUGAGACCAUCUAGAUGUUCUUUGGUGGUGUCUUUGCUUACCUAUGGUCUUAUGAGACCAUCUAGAUUGUCUUUGGAGGUCUCUUUGCUUACCUAUGGUCUUAUGAGACCAUCUAGAUGUUCUUUGGCGGGCUCUUUGCUUACCUAUGGUCUUAUGAGAUCAUCUAGAUGUUCUUUGGCGGUCUCUUUGCUUACCUAUGGUCUUAUGAGACCAUCUAGAUGUUCUUUGGAGGUCUCUUUGCUUACCUAUGGUCUUAUGAAAUCAUCUAGAUGUUCUUUGGCGGUCUCUUUGCUUACCUAUGGUCUUAUGAGACCAUCUAGAUGUUCUUUGGAGGUCUCUUUGCUUACCUAUGGUCUUAUGAGAUCAUCUAGAUGUUCUUUGGCGGUCUCUUUAUUUAUUUAUUUAUUUACAGUAUUUAUAUUCCGCCCUUCUCACCCCGAAGGGGGCUCAGGGCGGAUCACAUUAUAACACACAUAGGGCAAACAUUCAAUGCCCAUAAACACAUCAAACAGAGACAGAGAGAGACACGCAGAGGCAAGUUAACCUUCUUCUGAGGGGAUGUUCGAUUCUGGCCACAGGGGGGAGCAGCUGCUUCAUCAUCCACACUGACGGCACUUCCUCAUUCCAGGUCGUAAAUUAGUUAAUCUUGCCUCCCCACUUUUUAUAAGUGGUACCUUAUCUCCUACUUGAUAGAUGCAACUAUCUUUCGGGUUGCUAGGUCAGCAACGAGCAGGGGCUAUUUUUUAUUUUUAAUUGAUUCUCUUUGCUUACCUAUGGUCUUAUGAGACCAUCUAGAUGGUCUUUGGAGGUCUCUUUGCUUACCUAUGGUCUUAUGAGAUCAUCUAGAUGUUCUUUGGUGGUCUCUUUGCUUACCUAUGGUUUUAUGAGAUCAUCUAGAUGGCCUUUGGGGGUCUCUUUGCUUACCUAUGGUCUUAUGAGAUUGUCUAGACUGUAACGCUGACCAUCCCGUCCUCUGAAGGUCACACCAUCCUCCCCUCUGUUUGUCCUGACAUGUCCCCACCACCGAGGUCCCCUUUUCUCCACUAAUUGAACCUGAAGAGCAGACAGACGGCAUCAGAGGCAACCGGCAGAUCUUUUUAGUCCAUCUCCCCGGUUGCGGAGCUGCUGGGCACCCGGCCGUGUGAUGUAUUAUUAAUCCGACAUGCUCCGGCACUUCUCCUGGCUGAAUUAUUAAUAGGUGCCUGGGCUCCUCUGUCUGUAACAAUUAGCCUUUCUUCGGCUCAGGAGGCUCAGGGUGGUGGUUGCUUCUCUUUCUUCUCCUUCUCGCAACUCCUUGACCUUCGUUUGUUUCGCUGUUUGGCUCCGGUUCUCCAUUUAUUACAGACAUGAAACAUGAAUUCCCUACAUGCCAGCCAUUGGCAAGGUGACAUUCUUUCUGAACAUGCACAACUUCAGGUUCGCAUUGUUGGCCUGGCUUGGCCAGACAAGCACAUCUAAGUUGUUUCUUCUUCAGUCUAGAAGGCAAGAGACUUCUCAAAAUGGAGCCUUCUUUCCCCAGGAAAAGGGGCAGUCUCCAGAACAAAAAGAUACAUUUGCACGCCUAUAGCAGCAAGGCUCUGCAAACUGGCUAUAAACUCUGCUAAUGGUUGACUAUCAGAGUGCUGCAGAAUCUGCAGAAUCCCUGGAAGAAAUGCAAACAGGUGCUGUUCCUACAACUAUGAGCAAUUUGUAAAAUCAAACUCCUGGGAGACGGAACAGGGCGGUAGUGCCCACUUUGGGAACCACUGAUUUAUAGCAUCAUAAGCUGCUGACAGGUCUAUCAAGACAGCUCCUGAAAUGUGCCAUCUUUCAAAACCAUCCCCUAUAUGCUGAGCAAGGUUCAUCGCUUGUGACGUGCAGCUUUUCCAUAGGGUUGAUAGAUAGCGAUGAUUCAUAGAGGAAAAAGAAUGAUGUUGAUGAUAGAGACGGAUACUAGAUACGAAACGAACCACAAGAUGUCCAAAACCAACACACAGAAAAUAACACAUCACCCUCCGGCAUUACCAAGAUGGAUUCCAACAUCUUACUUCAAAUAAAGUCCCUAUUUCUCUCCCACUCCCUCGUAGUUUUUAGACGUACAGCAUUAGCAGAGAAGUGUAUUGCAAUCCUUUCCACGCUAAUUCUCUCUUGUAUUCGCGGAGAGUGAAAUCCCUGCGGUGCGCAGAUGAGGCCCAGGCGCCAAUUAAAACACAAACGGGCCUUGCUUUCCGACUUUGAGCUCUUAUUACCGCGCCAAUCCCAACCCGCAGAGGCUGUUCAAAAGCAACAAAGCAUGGUUUUUUGUAAAUGUAUUCAUAUAUAUAUAUAUAUAUAUAUAUAUAUAUAUAUAUAUAUAUAUAGUGACAACGUUGAUUAGAGCCCGUGCUCCAUAACAGACGGAGCCCCUGGAGGGAUGGAAACCGGCUUUGUUGUUUCUGACAAUGACAAAAUCCUUUCUCCUUCUGUUUCAAUUUGUGAGCAAAUCGAAAUGUAAAGAUUUGGAAGAUGGGGUUCCUUUCCUUUCCGCUCCCCCGAAAACGGGAUUUGUUCCCCUCCUUCUGUUAAUGAAUCGCUUGGAAUGGCUUUCCGUGGGUCCCUGCUGCGGCAUUUCCUUGGCGUCUCGUGGGACGACAAACAGAUGCCGGCUUCUCCAUGAUUAAUUCACUCCUUCGGAUGAGUUAAAAUUUCUUCCGGUUGCAGAUGCAGCGACUCUCCUUUGGAUUCGAUUUCUGGGGUUUUUUCAACACAAUGUAGACCCUUUAACCCAGGGGUCCUCAAACUUUUUAAGUGGAGGGCCGAUUCACAGUCCCUCAGACUGUUGGGGGGCUGGACUAGGAUGAAAUAGUAAAAAAUUAGGAUUGUUGUUGUUGUGUACCUUCAAGUCGUUUCAGACCUAGGUCAACCCUAACAUAAGACCAUAGGUAAACAAAGAGAGCUCCAAAGACCUCUAGGUGGUCUCAUAAGACCAUCGGUAAGGAAAGGGACCUUCAAAGGCCAUCUAGAUGAUCUCAUUCAUAAUAAUAAUAAUAAUAAUAAUAAUAAUAAUAAUAAUAAUAAUAAUCUUUAUUUAUACCUCGCCACCAUCUCCCCAACAGGGACUCGGGGCGGCUUACAUGGGGCCAUGCCCAGAACAAUACAAUAUAACAAAAUAUAAUAGAACAACAAAUCAUAGCACAUUAAACAACACAAUAAAAGAAAAUAUACACUACAUUAAACAAGAUCAAAAGAACAAUAAAACCAAGGGUGGGCCACAUGAACACUAAAUUAAAACUCGAGGAGAGAAAGGAAGUAGGAGUAAAAACCACAGAGGCCAUCAGAAGACCAUAGAUAAGGAAAGGGACCUCAAAGACCAUCUAGGUGAUCUCAUAAGACCAUAGGUAUGCAAAGAGACUUCCGAAGACCAUCUAGAUGGUCUCAUAGGACCAUUGGUAAGGAAAGGGACCCUCAAAGGCCAUCUAGAUGAUCUCAUCAGGCCAUCAAAAGACCAUAGAUAAAGAAAAGGACCCUCAAAGAUCAUCUAGAUGGUUUCGUAAGGCCGUAGCUAAGCAAAGAGACCUUCAAAGACCAUCUAGACGCUCUCAUAGGACCAUAGGUAAGGAACGUGACCUCCAAAAGCCAUAAUGAUGGCCUCGUAAGGCCGUAGCUAAGCAAAGAGACCUCCAAAGACCAGGUAGACUUAGGUCAACCCUAAAUCUAAAAUUUAGGACAGGGGCCAGGUCAAUGAUCUUGGAGGGCCACAUCCGGCCCACGGGCUUUAGUUUGGGGACCCCUGCUUUAACCCUCUCCAUUUGGAGAACUCCUUUGGGAUCUGGCAUCGGAUAUCAAUGUUUCUCAUGAUGGAUCCCAUCAUCCUGGAGAGAUGUGGCUUAUCAUCGAAUCCCCAUCAAUCUAGUAGAAGUGUGCAAAAUGGCUUAUUUAUUUACUUAUCGUAACAGUCUUCUGUUCAACCAUUUCCAGGCUCCCUGCUUGAGCGGUGAUGACACAAUUGUCAGCAUAGAUGAAACUCUCUGUCCCUUCUGGCAGUGGCUGGUCAUUUGUGUAAACAUUAAACAUGGAUGGAGCAAUUACAGGUUUUCCCAGUAAUAGGCAAUAAGAGCACUUUGCAUCUAUGUAUUUAUCUGUCUAAUUCCAUCUCAAUCAUCACCUCUCUCUCUCUCUCUCUCUCUCUCUAGGAAUCACCACUAUGAACGAUCUUCUCUUUAUCGCUAUGAAUUAUCAAUCUCUAUUAUCUACCUAUCUCGUUCUAGCUGUAUUUACUAAUCUUCCAUCCCUAUCUAUCACUGAUAGCCAUCCCCUCCCCAUUGGCUGGGGUUAAUAUUUUAAGAUUAAUAUUGUUAUUGACGCCAAUAUGGUUCCGAGUGUUGCAUUCAAGCAACGGCUUCCUUUCAUGGCCCUGGGAGUUGUAGUUUAGAUGAGACACAAACACUCGGAGACACAGAAGGCCUUGUCAAACGACAGCUCCCAGGAUCUCAUAGCAUUGGGCCGUGGCAGUUUAAGUGGUGUCAAACUGCAUUAAUUCCACAGUGUAGAUGCACCCGAGUGUCUAGCGAGAACCAAGGAAGCCACAGAUCCCUUGGUGUUUCUCGCCAGGUGUAAUGAAGUACGAAUUUUUGAUUUACAGAUGUUAUGUUUAAUUGUGUGUUUGUGUUUUAAAAGGGUAAGUAUUACAGUUAUUACAUCAGCACUCGGAGGCUGGUUGCCAUGGAGAAGUAGGCGGAGCCAACUGCCAUUUUGUUGAAAAAGUGCAGAGUUUAAAAAAGGGAUUCAGUCUGUGCUCUGAUGAGGCACAGGGAAGAUUGAUCAUAGGUUGAGGGGAUCAAGGAGAAUCAAUUGUUCAUUUUGAGUUGGUUUAAAAUAAGUUUGGUGACUUAUUGAAUGUAGUCUGUGUCCUGGUAAGGAACAGAGAAUCUGUGGUUUAAAAGUAGCAGAGGAUGAAGUUCUAACUACUUUAAGUUAAAGAAGUGACACUUUAGGGAGUUUGACUCACCUCAUUCUAGUAUUGUAACUGUUAAUAAAAGUGCCUCUAGGUGAGAAACAACAUUGUAACCACUAAGCUCUGUGCCUGAAUAAACUUGUUAUUGUUCCUCCAA
Molecule: messenger RNA, 7880 nt
Organism: Anolis carolinensis (green anole)
Lineage: Eukaryota; Metazoa; Chordata; Lepidosauria; Squamata; Anolidae
Exons: 2
Coding region: 7-3279 (1090 amino acids)
Source: RefSeq, a predicted model, not a curated record